Molecule: messenger RNA, 1236 nt
Organism: Ogataea haglerorum
Lineage: Eukaryota; Fungi; Ascomycota; Pichiomycetes; Pichiales; Pichiaceae
Exons: 1
Coding region: 1-1236 (411 amino acids)
Biological process (GO): NAD+ biosynthetic process
Molecular function (GO): nicotinate phosphoribosyltransferase activity
Source: RefSeq, a predicted model, not a curated record
AUGACUUUUGUCGUCAAUUCUUUGCUGGACACUGAUCUAUACAAGAUCACGAUGCACGCAGCGAUCUAUGUUAACCUGCCAAAUGCAGAGGCCGUCUUUGGGUAUACCAAUAGGACUCCGUCGAUGCAACUGAACGAAGCUGCCUUGAACUGGCUGCGCACACAGAUUGACCAUUUGGGCUCCCUCAGGUUCACUCCGAGCGACAUUGACUAUCUGAAAGCAGAAAUGCCCUUUUUGCCUGCCAGAUAUCUUGAUUUUAUCAAGGAUUUCAAGCUGCGACCAGCUGAACAAGUGAAACUUAUAAACGUGGACAAACCGGAGGAAUUCGGUCUUGAGGUGACGGGAAAAUGGGUUGAUGUCACGCUAUAUGAGAUUCCACUACUGUCUCUCAUCUCGGAAGCUUAUUUCAGAUAUGUGGACACCAAGUGGACCAACGACGGACAGUUGGAGAAAGCUAGGCAGAAAGGAGCCAAACUGCUUUCCAAUGGCUGUGCAUUCAGCGAAUUCGGCACCCGUAGAAGACGGUCUUUGGAAACCCAACGUCUCGUAAUGAAGGGGCUGUGCCAAGCUGCCAAGGAGGCCAACAACGGCGAGAUGUUUCUGGGAACGUCUAAUGUGAUGUUUGCUAGAGAAUUUGGAGUCAAACCAAUCGGCACGGUCGGACACGAGUGGAUGAUGGGAAUCGCAGCCAUAACGCAGGACUAUAAAAACGCGAACAAGCUGGCGAUGGACUAUUGGCUCAAUACAAUGGGCACUGCAAACGCCGGUUUAGCCUUGACUGACACCUUCGGCACAGAUGCUUUUCUGAGAGUAUUUGUUCCACCGUACUCCGACCAUUACAUUGGGGUGCGACAGGACUCUGGCUCUCCUCUUGACUACACGGACAAAAUAUCUCACCACUACUUGGAAGUCCUAAAGCUACCGAAAUUCUCGAAAGUGAUCUGCUACAGCGACUCGCUCAAUGUGGACAAAUGUAUUGAAUACAAGAAGAAGGCCGAUAGCUGUGGCAUGCGUGCAUCCUUUGGCAUCGGCACAAACUUGACCAAUGACUUUGAGGGCUCUUCGCCGUUGAACAUUGUUAUCAAGCUCAAAAGCAUGAACGGCAACCCAGCUAUCAAGAUCAGCGACAACCUGGGCAAGAACAUGGGCGAUCCGUCUACGGUUGCCCGGGUGAAGAAGGAACUCGGCUAUGUCGAGAAGGAGUGGGCCGAAGGCGAUGAGGCUCACCGGUGGUGA